Messenger RNA from Colletotrichum karsti, 435 nucleotides. RefSeq lists its product as uncharacterized. NCBI's taxonomy places the organism in Eukaryota, Fungi, Ascomycota, Sordariomycetes, Glomerellales, Glomerellaceae. Bases 1 to 435 code for a protein of 144 amino acids. The transcript has a single exon. The record is from RefSeq and is a predicted model, not a curated record.
AUGGAAGCAGUCUCUAUCGUGGAACCCCAUGAAGGGCCCAAGGUGGAUUCAGCCUCGAUCAUCAGCCUCGACGUCGGCAUCAAGCUGGCCAGCAACAGUAAUAGUGAUCAAAAUCACAUUCCAAAACUCGAUCCGGUCCCGGACCAGGUUGGAGUUGAAGUUGAAGUCAAACUUCCCCCGCCACCUCCACCGCCUCCGACGAAAGCUCCUCGCAAUUCUCCACUCGAUUGGCUGUAUUAUUCAGUGCAAUAUCCCGCCGGAGAAAUCUCCGUUGACUCGAUAUCGCCAUCUAACGUUCCGGUUACCACCAAGGACGGCUUUGAGACCCUAUGCUCAUACAACUGGGUGGACGAUGAAGUUCCCACCAUCUAUGUUCCAGGCAAGUCGAUGCAGGCUAACCCAACGGAUACUCCGCCGUCCGAGUUCGCACACUGA